This is a messenger RNA of Brachypodium distachyon (stiff brome), 2099 nucleotides long. RefSeq lists its product as uncharacterized. NCBI's taxonomy places the organism in Eukaryota, Viridiplantae, Streptophyta, Magnoliopsida, Poales, Poaceae. The record is from RefSeq and is a predicted model, not a curated record. Bases 140 to 1948 code for a protein of 602 amino acids. The transcript has 14 exons.
CCCACCCCACGCAUGCAAACAGAAAAAUCGGAAGAGGCAGUUGCCGUUUUUCUUGGACUCCUCUGCACGUGCGGACGUAGUACUCCUGAGGGAAUAAAACAACUCAAUUAGGAAAGGGCAGAUUGCAAUCCGUGUUUGCAUGCGUGACGGCCAGCACGCGCGAUUGCAAUCCGCCUCUCCGCCCUCACGUACGCCGCCUAGCUGCCGCCGCCCUCACGCCGCCGACGUCUCCUCCCGCACCGCGCCUCGCGGGCUGCUGCCGCCGCCCAUUCCUACCUUCAUCGGCUGGCCGAAUUUUUGCGUGGAAUCUUCUGCUAUAAAGUUUGGUGAAACACCAUGUCUACGCCACCAUCCCCAGUUGCCUUUGCGGAUCAAUCUCGGCCUGAGUUCGGUGGAAGACCACGACCACAUAGCAAAUGAACAAGAAGUCAUCACGAAUGAUUCUGAAAAUAUGGGAGAAAAGGAAGACCACGACCACAUAGCAAAUGAACAAAAAGUCAUCACGAAUGAUUUUGAAAAUAUGGGAGAAAAGGAAGACCACGACCACAUAGCAAAUGAACAAGAAGAAGUCAUCACGACUGAUUCUGAAAAUAUACAAGAAAAGUUACACACCCAGGAAGAAUCAAGUGCAAUAACGAUUGAGGAACUGGAAUAUUUCGAGCCGACGAAUAAACUAGCAGACAACCAAACAUCUCAAGAAGUCCAGCAGGAAUGUACAGAGGAAGAAACUAUGAAGGACAUCCUGACAAUGCCCAUGCAGAUGGAGAAACCUAUGCGACGGCAUAACAAACCAAAGAAGUCAACAGAUUAUGUGGUGACUCCAGAAGAUUAUAGAUGCGCCAUCGAUGAUUAUUCUGUGAUUGAACGUAUCCAAUCGGAGCCAAGCGUCAAAAAAAAAUUGGUGUCCCUCAGUGACACAUCACUGACCAAGGACGAUUUAAUACGUCUUCUAAACCCCCGGGAAUAUGCUGGCAACGAAGUCGUAAAUGCAUACAUCUAUUGCAUAAGUGGCGAAGAAGCUCUGCAGGUCAGGUCGGGUGGAAGUAUGUUCUUCGAGACUUCAUUGGUCUCUAAGCUGAUACAGGAUUGUGCAAAUAAGCCCAAAGAUGAAAUACCAGAAUGGAUUGUAGAGAGGGUGAAAAAGUAUCUGGAACAUGACAUGCUGGUAGCAGUGGAAAAAUUAUUUAAAAUUGCAUCACAGCAAAAAGAAUUAAAUUCUGACAAGUGGAAGGACCUAAACGUUACAUCAUGGUCAAGGGAAGAAUGUAUUAAGAGUACUAUGCAGACAGAUGGGUCGUCUUGUGGUUUGUGGAUGUUAAACUUCAUGGAGUACUGGACGGGAGAUAUUUUGUCCGACAUUCCUAAUCAGACGAUGUCCAAAUUUGCACGAGACGCGGGUUGUCGUGAAAUGUUAGACGUUGAACAGCUAGCACAAUUGUUUCGUAGCUGGCCUGGCUGCAUCGACGAGUACCAUAUCUCAAAUUGUGACACGAUUUAUUUGCCUUAUGAAAUUUAUGGGCUAUAUAUGUUGUUCGUCUUCAACCUUCAGAAAAAAAUUGUCUAUAUUUUGAAUCGGCUUCCAAUACAAUCUUGGGGGGAGCAUAUAUUUAAAACUAUGGAAAUAGGUAAAAAUUUAAACCUUGCCCUCAAAGUUGCAAACCCUGGAUGGAACGAUGAUAUAUGUAAAUGGGAAUGCAAAGUUUCUGAUGUUCUUCCAAAAAACUAUCACGGUGGUCUGUUUGGAUAUCUGGUUUUCAAUUUCAUGCACUCAUAUCACAAUGAAAGGCUACAUUAUUGCAUUCCGACGGGCGACUACUUGCUCAAACGACGAUUUGUGACACAUAUUUUAAAGCAUGAACUCAAUGAAGUUGUAGACAAUAUCUCUCCCGAGGAACGAGACGUUCUUGACCGCAUAGAAAAAUGGACAUUCACCGAUUUAAUAGAAUAGUGGAUAAUAUUGUGGAAUACUUGUAUUUUAAUUAUUGGUUCCAAUUUCUGUCGAGUUGUAAUAUUUUGAUACCUAACACGUAUUGUCAAGACGUGCGUUGCAAGUGCAAGCUCACUAGUAUCACCCAAAAGGCCAAAACGAGUUCAAAUUA